Messenger RNA from Exophiala bonariae, 6558 nucleotides. RefSeq lists its product as uncharacterized. Gene Ontology annotation, molecular function: phosphopantetheine binding; fatty acid synthase activity; 3-oxoacyl-[acyl-carrier-protein] synthase activity. The coding region runs from base 1 to 6558 and encodes 2185 amino acids. The record is from RefSeq and is a predicted model, not a curated record. NCBI's taxonomy places the organism in Eukaryota, Fungi, Ascomycota, Eurotiomycetes, Chaetothyriales, Herpotrichiellaceae. The transcript has 3 exons. Gene Ontology annotation, biological process: secondary metabolite biosynthetic process; fatty acid biosynthetic process.
AUGGAGGAGGUCUACGUCUUCGGCGACCAAACCGCGGACCUGAGGGCCUUUUUCACAAAGGUCUUCGCCCGCAAAGACGAUGUAUUACUACAAAGUUUCCUCGAAAGAACUGGCGAAGCCGUCAGGACAGAGAACAAAUACCGUACACAUCCUUCAAAAGCAGUCCCUAAUUUCACCACCAUUCAAGAACUAGUCGAUCGUUAUUUCAGAGGUGACGGCAAAGAUGCCGCCAUCGAGAGUGCUCUGGUUUCCGUUGCACAAUUCUCUCAUUUUAUCGGUGCUUUCGAGGAGCGAACCCCUUCAUAUAUUCAACCUAAUACUGAUGCACGAUUGGUCGGUCUUUGCACCGGUCUGAUCGCAGCCACCGCUGUCGCUUCCGCCGAUUCCUUAACCGCUCUUAUUCCAUUGGCCGUGGAAGGUGUCCGAAUUGCCUUCCGAGCUGGUGCCCACGUGGGAAGAGUAGCACAGCAAAUUGAAGGAGAACAGAAGCCCCAGUCAUGGUCGACGAUUGUGGCUGCGGAUGAGAAAUCAGCACAGGCUGCUCUCGACGCCUUCCACAAGGAAAAGGGAACAUCGCCAACCAACAAGCUAUGGAUCAGUGCUUCAUCAGCCACUUCAGUAACGAUCAGUGGUCCCCCUUCUACAAAGGCCAGUGCAUUCGAAGAAUCCGAGUUCUUCCGCACUGCAAAGAACGUACCGGUACAAAUAUUUGCCCCUUACCACGCAUCACAUCUGCAUUCCCAGUCGGACCUGGACAAGAUCCUCCGACCUCAGACCAAGGUCAUCUUCGAGAACGCACCAGCCAGAUUCCCUGUCUGCUCCAGUGUGACUGGCAAGCCCUUUACUGGCAAGAAUGGCUACGAGCUUCUCCAGGAAGCUCUCAAGGAGAUCGUCAUUGAACCUUUCCGAUGGGAUAAGGUCCUCAAAUACACCGCUUCGGGCAAAACCGAGCAGGCUAAGGUCUUCGCCGUUGGGCCUACGAAUCUUGCCAGUAGUGUUGUUUCUGCCCUGAAAGCAUCCACGCCCAAGGUUUCUCUUGAGGAUCAAUCACACUGGGCAGCCGUCACUGCUGCAGGAACACAACACUCCAAACGCGAAGCUGACAUCGCCAUUGUUGGAUAUUCCGGCAGAUUCCCUGACGCUGCUGACAACGAAUUGUUCUGGCAGCUAAUGGAAAAAGGCUUGGACGUUCACCGACCUGUUCCCCCGGACAGAUUUCCGGUCGACUCCCACACCGAUCCUACUUCCAAGAAGAAGAACACCUCUCACACACCUUUUGGUAACUUUAUUGAGAAUCCUGGUCUUUUCGAUGCAAGAUUCUUCAACAUGUCGCCACGUGAAGCUGCACAGACUGAUCCCAUGCAACGUUUAAUGCUGACCACUGGCUACGAAGCCAUGGAAAUGGCCGGUAUUGUUCCAGAUCGAACACCAUCUACCAAGCGCGACAGAAUUGGAACCUUCUAUGGUCAGACCUCUGACGAUUGGCGUGAAGUGAAUGCCGCCCAGGACAUUGAUACAUACUUCAUUUCUGGUGGUGUGAGAGCCUUCGGCCCCGGUCGCAUCAACUACUUCUUCAAAUUCAGCGGUCCCAGUUUCUCUGUUGAUACCGCUUGCUCUUCUAGUUUUGCAGCCAUCAACGUUGCCAUCACCUCUCUGCGCGCUGGAGAGUGUGAUACCGCCUUCACCGGUGGUGCCAAUGUUUUGACAAACUCAGAUAUUUUCUCCGGUCUCAGCAGAGGUCAUUUCCUCUCCCGAACCGGUUCCUGCAAAACCUGGGAUAACGAUGCAGACGGGUACUGCCGUGGCGACGGUGUUUGCUCAGUCAUCAUGAAGCGUAUGGAGGACGCAGUUGCUGACCGGGAUCCCAUUCUGGGAGUCAUCCGCGGAAUCGGUACCAAUCACUCGGCAGAAGCGGUGUCUAUUACACAUCCUUGUGCAGAGAACCAGUCUUUCUUGUUUGACAAGGUUUUGAAGGAGUGCAACGUUCACUGCAACGAUGUCAACUAUGUUGAAAUGCACGGUACUGGUACUCAAGCUGGGGACGGUAUUGAGAUGGAAUCUGUCUCGUCUGUCUUUGCUCCUCGCACCCCUCGGAGACGUCCUGAUCAACCACUAUACGUGGGCGCAGUUAAAUCCAACAUCGGCCACGGUGAAGCUGUGUCUGGUGUUUGCGCUCUUAUCAAGAUUAUUCUCAUGCUCCAAAAGAGCAAGAUCCCACCUCACACUGGUAUCAAGACAACCAUCAACAAGAAUUUCGCACCAGAUCUGAAGGAGCGCAAUGUCAACAUUGCUUUCAAGACAACUCCCUUCCUCCGCCCAGCAGGUGGCAAGCGUACAGUGUUCAUCAACAACUUUAGUGCAGCUGGUGGGAACACAGCCAUGCUCUUGACCGACGGACCAGAGGUUCCUCAGGAGGCCUCUGCUGACCCUCGAUCCACACAAGUCGUGACUGUUUCCGCCAAAUCUCUCGGAGCUUUCAAGAAAACCAUCCAGAAGUACAUUGACUAUCUCGAUAUCAACCCGCAGGUCGGCUUGACUGACCUCGCUUACACUUUGACUGCUCGUCGUGCGCAUUACAACUACAGAGCUGCUUUCCCAGUCCAGUCGGUUGCCCAGGUGCAAGCAUCUCUGAAGGCUCUUCAAGACCAGACUCACAACCCCAUCCCGCUUGCGGUACCUCAGGUUGCUAUGGCUUUCACUGGACAAGGUUCCCAAUAUACAUCUAUGGGAAAGAAACUUUUUGAGACUUCCAAACAAUUCCGUGGAGAUAUUGAGGAGUUCAAUGAGAUUGCCGUUCGACAAGGACUUCCGUCCAUUUUGCCUCUGAUCGAUGGCUCUGUUGAGGUCCAACAUCUUCCACCUACCGUUGUUCAGCUUGGGAUGUGCUGCAUUCAGAUUGCUCUCACUCGUCUGUGGGCAACUUGGGGUGUCACACCUAGUGUCGUCAUUGGCCACUCGCUGGGUGAAUACGCUGCUCUUCAGGCUGCCGGUGUUCUAUCUGUGGCUGAUACCAUCUACUUGGUUGGCAAGCGAGCACAACUCCUUGAACAGAAGUGCACUGCUGGUACUCAUGCCAUGCUUGCUGUCCGAUCACCCGUCGCUGGCCUGCAGGACGUGAUUGCCAACAGCAAUGGAAAGAUCGAGAUCGCAUGCAUCAACGGUGUUUCCGACACUGUUCUUUCCGGCACUAUGGGCGACAUUGAUGUUGUCGCUCAGAAAUUAGCCGAUGCUGGUCAAAAGUGUACCAAGCUUAAGCUUCCAUUCGCCUUCCACUCUUCGCAGGUUGACCCCAUUCUAUCUGAGUUUGAGAGGCUGGCUUCUUCUGUCAAGUUCCACGCUCCGAGAGUUCCAGUCAUAUCUCCAUUGUUGAGUGAUGUUGUCAGCGUCGGCGGAGUCUUCGACGCCUUCUAUCUCAGCCGACAUUGCCGCAAGACUGUCGACUUUGUCGGAGGUUUAUCUGCUGGCAUGUCUACCGCCACUAUUAGCGAGACAUCGCUCUGGCUUGAAGUUGGUGGCCAUCCUCUUUGCGCAAGCAUGAUCAAAUCUUGUUUGUCAGCCCCAACUCUUCCAACCAUGCGCCGCGAUGAAGACCCAUGGAAGAUUAUCUCAACCUCCAUGGCUGGCCUCUACACCGCUGGAAGAUCACUCAACUGGGAUGCCUUCCACAAGGAGAAUGAAGACAUGAGGGUUCUCAAUGAUCUUCCCUUCUAUGCGUAUGAUGCCAAGAACUAUUGGCUGCAAUACACUGGUGAUUGGCUAUUGUACAAGGGCGAUUACCCCAAGGCUAUCGCACCCGCUCCAGUUGCUUCUUCCUCAUCAGCGCCCGCAAAGGCAAGGAAGUACUUGUCCACAUCCGUUCAAGGUAUCAUUUCUGAGAAGGUUAAGGGCAACACCAUCACGAUUGAGGCAGAGUCUGACUUUGCUCACCCUAAGCUCUUCCCCGUUAUUGCCGGUCAUUUGGUUAAUGGCAAUGGAUUGUGCCCAUCUACCUUGCAUGCUGACAUUGCUUACACACUGGUCGAUUAUGGUGUCAACAUUUUGAAACCCGGACACAAAGUUCACAUCAACAUUGGCAGCAUGGACAAUCCAAACCCCUUGCUUCUGAAGAACAUCAACCAACCGGAGAGCCAAAUCUUCCAAAUCUACAUGAAGAUUGAUCUUGAUGCUCAAAAAGCCGACUUCCAGAUCAGCACAAACAAUGGCAAGAAGGAUGUAAUCCAUGCCAAGUCUGUCAUCAAAUUCGAAGAUCCUGCUGCGUGGAAGGAAGAGUGGAGCCGAACUGCAUAUCUUGUGCAAUCGCGAAUCGAUCAGCUCACAGCCAAGGUUGAGACUGGUGAAGCCGACAAAGUUAGUAACAAGAUGGCAUACAAACUAUUUGGUGCCCUCGUCGACUACUCCGAAGUCUAUCGCGGCAUGCAGAGUGUUGUGUUGGAUGGCCCUGAGUUCGAAGCUACCAGCAUUAUCCGAUACAAGACAUCGCCCAAUGAUGGAGACUUCACUUUCAGUCCCUACAUGAUUGACGGAGCUUGCCAUCUUUCUGGCUUCACUGUCAACGCCACUGUCAAUCCUCAGGACGAAUGUUACAUCUCUCACGGUUGGUCUAGUGUGCGAUUCUUGGAGCCAUUGAAGCAUGACAAACCAUAUUAUGCCUACGUGAAGAUGCAACCUGUUGCAGGUAGCAAAAUGAGAUCUGGUGAUGUCUAUGUCUUCGAUGGAACCACCAAGGAAGUCAUCGGUGUUGCUGGAGCUGUUCGCUUCCAAUGUGUCCCUCGAAAGCUCAUGGAUGUCAUCAUGCCCAAGCCCAAGGCCGAUGGAAAAGCUGCUGCUAAGGCCCCUACUGCCGUUCCCGCAGUCAAGGCCGCGAGCCCUGUUUCCCGUGCCCCCAUUCAGGUCGACAUCCCUGCACCUGCGCCCAAGGUCAAGGCCAAGAAGCCUGCCAAAGCUCCCAAGGUGAAGGCACCUGCAGCGCCCAAGCCUGCUUCCGGAGGACUUGCUGUCCGCGCCUUCGACAUCAUCGCGAAAGAGAUUGAUGUCGAGCAGAACGAGUUGAACGAUGACAUUCAAUGGGCCGACAUGGGUGUCGACAGCUUGAUGUCUCUCACCAUCUCUGGCAAGUUCCGUGAAGACCUAGAUCUCGAAGUCGAGAGCACUCUCUUCACCGAUUACUCUUCUGUUGGCGCCCUGCGCAAGUACCUCAGCGGUCUCUCUGGCCCUGAACCUGCAGGUGCUGGUGACGCUAGCUCCGUUGAGUCGACUGAUUCUGGCUCCGAGAGUGAUGAUGAUACUGUUGAGUCUGGUAUCACCACUCCUGAGGCUGAGGAUUUCCCAUCAAAGAUCCCAGAUGGAAAGUCCGCUGCUGUUGAAGCUGUCGCUCAAGCACCAGGAGGUGACAUGAUCGAGACUAUCCGAGUAGUCAUCGCCCAAGAAAUGGAAAUGGAACUCGAAGAGAUUACCGAGACCACGGAUUUGAGCAACCUUGGUAUGGAUUCCUUGAUGGCUUUGACUGUCUUGGGCAAACUGCGAGAAGAGCAUGAGAUCGACCUUGAUCCCACGAUCUUGGCCGAUAACCCAUCUCUGGGUCACCUUCGUAAAGCUUUGGGUCUGGAUAAGCCCAAGGUUGUCGCACCUCCCCCUCCAAAAGUUGCUCCAGCGCCAAUCGCUUCGCCCCCUCCAGCGGCUCCCGCGACAUUCCAGGUCAACACCCAAAUGACUCCUGCAGCCCCAGUUGUUCAGGUCGUUGUGCAGAUGCCACCUGCCACAUCAGUCUUGCUGCAAGGUAAUCCCAAGACUGCCACCAAGAACCUGUUUCUCUUCCCUGAUGGUUCAGGCUCAGCAACAUCAUAUGUUUCUAUCCCUGCAAUCGACAGCAAGAACUUGGCGGUCUAUGGACUCAACUGCCCCUUCAUGAAAGACCCCACAAGCUACACAUGUGGCAUUGAGGGAGUUUCCAAGCUCUAUCUUGAAGAGGUUAUGAGACGUCAACCUGUGGGACCUUACAUUCUCGGUGGAUGGUCUGCAGGAGGUGUGGUCGCAUACGAAGUCACCCGACAAUUGAACGACCUUGCCAAACUCAAUCCCGACAAGAACUUCACUGUCGAGAAACUGGUGCUUAUCGACUCACCUUGCCCAAUCAGACUAGAGCCAUUGCCAGCACGUCUCCAUCACUUCUUCGACGAGAUAGGCUUAUUGGGAACUGGUACUGGAAAGACCCCCAACUGGCUGCUCCCGCAUUUCGAGUACAGCAUCAAGGCUUUGACAGCCUACAAGCCCGAGCAAAAGACGAUGCACGACUUCAAGCCACCACCAACCUUGUUGAUCUGGGCUACCGAGGGUGUCUGCGGCAAGCCAGGUGACAAGAAGCCACCUCCACAAGCUGAUGACCCCAAGAGCAUGAAGUGGCUCUUGGAGAACCGAACAGACUUCGGCCCCAACGGAUGGGACAAAUUAUUGAGUCCUGACGUUUGUAAGAUGGUCACCGUUGUUGGUAACCAUUUCACCAUGAUGAAGCCUCCAGUGGCUAAGGGUGUUGGCUCCUACAUUCGUGAGGCUCUCCUAUAA